Messenger RNA from Triplophysa dalaica, 5226 nucleotides. It is a transcript of the gene ccdc177, whose product is annotated as coiled-coil domain containing 177. NCBI's taxonomy places the organism in Eukaryota, Metazoa, Chordata, Actinopteri, Cypriniformes, Nemacheilidae. The record is from RefSeq and is a predicted model, not a curated record. The transcript is spliced from 2 exons. Bases 127 to 2640 code for a protein of 837 amino acids.
GCUGAUUUAUAGCGCAUUCGUGUAAUCAGAUAUUAUUGCACAGGGUGUGUUAGUAUAACGCAUACUUUACCUUAAAUCAAAGCAUCUUCUGUGGACGUGACUUGUGCUUGUGCUGUUUGGCAAACCAUGGUGGACCCACUGGAACCUGAUGACAAGAGUAAAUUCAGAGGACCCGGGUUUGAAACCCCUGCUACAGCCUCUGAAGCCCCUCCACUACCUGAUACAGGUGAUGACAGCGAGAAAGAUGUUUGUCUGGAUCCCUGCCCACAGACAGAGGUCAAUACUGAGCCUGUACCAAGCUCUCAGGACCUAUGUCCGCAACAACACACUCAACCAGAAGAGCAAAAACUGCAUCUGGAUCUUUAUAAUUUUGAUACUCCAGCAGCAGAAGGCAGUCGGUAUGUACUAACAAGCCCUCGCUCACUUGAGGCAUGCGCACGUUGUGGAGUGAAACCUGUGGAACUUCUGCCACGUCCACUGUCGGAUUUUGCCCGAGAGGCACCAGGCCGCAGCAUGCGUGUCGCCACAGGAAUGUUUGAGAUAUACGAGAGAGAUAGACACGCUAAACUUCGACAGUGCAGGGAAGAGAGAGAGAGGAUUAUCAGAGACGAGAAGAGACGAAUUCUGCAGGCUGCUAUCAACAAUAAUAAUAGUAGUCCACUGGGUUCAGAGAAGUCAAAGGAAACUGUAAAUGCUGGAUUGUCUGAGCAGAACAAUAACAGUUUAACAACUUCUAACCCAGCCCCCCAAAAGCCAUCUGCUUGCACUGGUGUACCCAAAAAGAAAACCGUUAUAUCUAAAAGCACAACACAAGAACCAGGACAGUUAACAAAAGUGUCCACAUCCAGCUGUCCUCCUGUCUCAAAACCCAGUACAGUAAACAUUGCUAAUAUUGCUAAAGUAACCUCUGCGAAAAAAUCCAAGUCCCUCGAAACUGAAUCUGAUAAAAAACCUCAAGGAGCAAAGGCUUCCGUAAUCCACAGGUCAGUUCAGUCUGGUCCAGCAGGUAAGGGCCCCAAGAGACUCUCCAGUACUCCUACAAAAUCUGCAAAUACUUUCCCCAGAUCAAUAUCUAAACCCUCCUCUUUUCCAAGAACAGCGACUUCACUUGCUCCAGUAGUGUCAAAAUCUGCUAUCCAAAGUCUUGCCAAUGGCAUCACCAGUCCAUUUGCACAGCACAACGGACACAUUCUUUCCAAAUCAAGGGUUAGAUGCAGGAGCCACUCUCUAGAGUCUUUGCAAAGGAGACGAGAAAAGUGUUGCUCCUCUACUGCUUCAACAACUAACACCACAACUACCACAUGUACCUCUUCAGAAUCUGCUUCCUCAUCCUAUAGCUGGGAUGGGACAAGAGAUCACCUGGCUAAGACAUCAAGCCCUCGUGCCCGCACUUUAGCCACCUUUAACUCCCUGAUGGGUCGCAGUCUGAGCUUAGGAGACCUUAGUCACUCUUUACAGACAACUCAAAAAGUGGAACGCAUUGUAAAGGAGGUCAAACGCAGGGGACUCAAAGCUGUUCCCGAACGUGACCGAAAGAUUGCUGCAUUAAUGCUAGCCAAGUACCAAGAGGAGGACAUAAUGAGCCAGACGCGCUAUGUAGCACAUCUGCAAUGGGACAGCGAGCGGCGACUAGAGGAGCUACGACGAGAACGUGAAGACCGGGAGAAACAGAGAGCUGUUCAGCAGUGUCAAAGAGCAUGGCAGUCGCAAGUCUCUACCCGGCAGCGCUGGCUCAACCAGCAGGAGCGAGAGGCCACGGAGGCAAAACUUCGUCAAGUGGCGGAAAGUGAGGAACGUUGGCGAGAGCUGGCCGAGCAACAAGAGCGUAGCAGGUUGCAGAAGCUGCAACAGGGCGCUCGUGAGGAAAAACACAAGAAGGCACUGCAGGAGCAGAACCUCAAAGCUCUGGAGGAGGAGAGAUCUGCUACGGUAGAGCAGGAGAAACUUCUCCUGAAGGAGAAACUGACCAUUGCUGAGCUGAAGCGUCAGGAGCGAGAGCACCAAAUCCAAGAGGAGCGUCUCGGACUCAACCGCGCUGAAAAGAGACGACACGCAGCUCUCAUUCAAGAGAUUGCACGACGUGAAGCAGACGAGCGAGAGGAAGCAAGGAGAAUUGCGGAAAAGAAGCUGAACAGGUCCCAGGAGAACUAUGAACAGAUACAGGAACGGCGUGGGCAAGAGUUAAAGGAGAAAGCUAAGCGAGAAGAGAAGCAGAUCCAGAAAGCAAGGCGGGCCGCCGAGUCACGUGAACAGCAGCAGAAGGAGCAGACAGAGGCGAAAGCGAAAGAAGCUGAAAAACGAGCACAACAAGCUGCACAAAUAGCCGAAGAGCGGGCACGGGAGAAGGCCCAACGCGCAGUGCAGAGCAGGCAAGAGAAGGAACGACUUCAAAGGGUUAACCGUCUGCGUGUAGAGGAGGAGGAAAAACAGAGGCGUCUCGAAUUGCUGCAGUCUAUCGAGCGCAAACUGGAAAAAAGCGAACAGAUUUUCAGAGAGAAGCGAGCGGUGUUGGAAAGUGCCCGGUCGGUGGCACGCGCCUCUUUCCACGUGCGGGAUCGCGUUCGCGAAGAGACAAAUAUGCGCACCUUUGACAAGAUGGCCCUGGAGGCACAGUUAAACGCAAACUUAAUUGAGAAGUGAGAACUUUAGCAGUGCAACUUUCACUCUUUUCGUGCACAAAUGUUUAGAAAUAAGCUGUGCUUGAGCCUACCUGCUUGCCUCAUCCCUAGACUAUUACAAGAUGGUCAUGCCCUCAUGUGUUGUACAGAGAUUCAUAUAUUUAUUCCUUUAAUCCUGAUGCUGGAUCAUUUUCAUCAUCUCAUUUAAAUGUUUGUAUAUUUAUCAUUUAAAUGUUAUAUGAAGACCUUUCUGCUUAUGUGUGAAUGGUCUUAUGUUGGGCAUGAUUGUUUUCGUAACUUGGCAAGUGUGUUGCAUUGAGAACUGUAGAGAAUAUAAAGAGUUCAUUGUUUACAAGCAAGCUUGGCACUAUGGCAACAGUAAAAGCUCUCUAUAGUGGCAGUGAAGAAGAAGCAGAGGGGACAGGGUUCUUUAAUAAGAAUAAAUUGUUUGUGGGAGACUCCUGUUCUCCUGAAUCUUCUUUUUUAUUGUAGGCUGCAGUAGGGUGAGCCCUGACUUGACAAGUGUCUAAGCCAGACUCUAGUAAAAUGCUGAACAAGCGUUACACCCUAGAAUAAGGACAUGUCAACAAAUGAUGUCAGUACAGCUGAUAAAGCACAGGAGUCUUUGAUCAGCAUCAGAACCAUCAGUUCACGAAAAAUCACACUGACAUCCCCUGCAUUCCUUCAGGUGUGUUCAUUUGCUUUUUACUUUACAAUUUUCUCAUAACAACUUUAUUUUGAGAAUUGCACAUAAAUAUAUGAAUAUGAUAGGAGUGGAAUGUUGCUUACUACACACUGAAUAUUGCACAGUAUACACCGUAUAUGAGUAAAACACGUACUAAGCAAGUAAGGCACUAUGUGACAACAUUUUAAACCUUAGUAUGCUACCUUCUUGUCACAUAACCUUAUCAAGUUGUUGGCAUUGAGUCAUCAUCUUGAAAAUAUAUGUAGUUAUUUUAUAUUUUAAAAUGUAAAAAAUGGACUUUGUUAGAUUAAACAUUCACUAGUUCGCAUUAACAUGUAAUCAGGUCAGAUAAAGCAUAUUUUGCGUGCUGUGCGAGGGGAAGGCGCCGAGCUCCAAAUUUUGGCCCGAAGCCAGCGUAAUACCCUCUUCAAACUGGGAUAGAUACAAGUAGAGAGUGAGGUGAUGGGGUGGAGGAGGUAUGCUGCUAGACUGUCAUGGUGCAGAGGUGAGGGGCGGCCAUGCUAUCAUGCUACUCCUGAAUUUAGUUAAAUAAACUCCAUUUAAAGCCAAGUGUGAAUGCACCCAAUACCUAGUGUGAUUGAAAGUGGAUAUAAGCAAGUUCCCAUGUAGCUAAAAGAGCAAUAUCAUCCUGGUACAUAUCUAGAGAACAGUAUUGGAGGAGAGCACACAUCGAGAUCUGUGAGAAAAGCAAUGCAGGCAGUUUCGGACACACCUCCCAGAUAAUUCCUAUGAGAGUUUAGGCCACAGUGAUGCCUGUCAGGCCUGCCAUCUGCCACGCGGAUUUUUCCAUACAGCAGUUCAGACCCUAACAAAACUAUAUUUCAUUAAUAGCAAUUUUUGCCAUUAUUACUUUACAACAUUUCUGUUGUGAAAAGAGAUCAGCAAUUACCUGUAAUAGAUUAAGAAAAAUACAUAAUAUAAUAUAUAAACUAUAGAAAUAUUUUUAUAUAAAAUCCUCUCUUUGUCUGAUUAUUAUGAAACUAAGUUAUGGUGUAAUUUUACCGUUAUCAUGUAUUACCAAAUAAGCCUGUUUAAUCGUUUUUAUUUGAUGUUCUAUUAAAUAAUUAACUUGUAUCUGAUUCUUUUUGUUUGUUUCUUAUAAUGCAGGUUUGGCAGUGACGAAGGUGGUGUUGACAUCUGAGGGCCGAUUCAGUUAAAUAACCCCUCAUAGACUGCAAAUGACAUUUCACUUUGAUCACAGGCCCUUAUUUCCUUGUGGCAAUGACACAGCUACGCAUGACGUAAUGGUGUUAAUAACACUGAAGCAAUUUUACCUCCAGCAUAUCCAAAUAAACAUAUCAAUGCCCUUUUUGAGAGCAUUAAAGGCCCAAAUAAGUCAUGCCAUGUACAUUUCUGUAUCACUGAAUAAAUUUGCGGGCUUUUUAAAAAUGAGAAUGAAACAGUGAUGCUCAACAAGUCCUCCCUAUUUGUGAAGAUUUUAUUACUCAUUAUCUCAAGGUUGUAGUGGAACCUUAUAAGGUUCAUGCAUGAAUCAUAACAUUUACAAAACUUUUUACAUUUACCAAUGACUAAGAAAUAUUAAACUACAGGUUUAUAAUACAAUGAUUGAUCAAGGGAUAGAAGAUUAAGAUCACCUGUAUGCUCUACAGCCUUAUGCAAAAUGUCUGCACAAUGAUUUUAGCUGUAAACUCUGCCAGCCAUGCCAUGAUGAUGUAGCAUUCUAAGUUGGAGUGUAAAAGUUUUAUCAAAGAUUUUAUAUUAUGGUUUAUGUAUUUUAGUUUGGUUUAUUAUCAUCACCAUUCAAAUGUUUUCUGAUAGCAAAAAGCAACUUGGUAAAAAGGCCUUGCAAGGGUGAAAUUUGAAGAUGGCGGAAUAAAUCACAUUGAGAAAUAACACUGUAAUUUAUUUGUAAAUAGACUUCACUUUCAACACCUUAUUUGU